CUUGUAUCACCACUUAUAAUUAUCUUGGGGCGAAAACCUGGGUCCGAUUUCUGGAUUUAUAGACCUGGCUCUUCCGAGCGUUUCGUUCGUUUUUCACGACCCUCCACGACCCCCUCUACUACCUUAGAAUGGCCCACGAUAUCUCAGAGGUCGCCCUCCAGCACCGUUCUCGCGACUGGACCUUCUAUCUUGUCCUCUUUGGCGUCGUUGGCCCUGUCUGGCUCGUUGUUCCAGCUUGUUGGGGUUUUGUCAUCUACGCCACAGCUACCUCUGCCCUCUGGGAUUUUGGAUGGCUGGGAAACACCGCUUUCGCUGUGGCUCUGUUCGAGGUGUUCUUUAGCAUCUAUUACAGUUAUCUUGCACAGUGCUUGUCCAGUCCGACCACAACGCCUAUUAAGACUGUAGAGGAACUACAGGUUGCUCUGACGCGAGUCGUCAAGUCCGGCCUCGCCAAUCUUUCCGAGGACGACUUUGACACAGAGUCUCUAGACGAGUCAAGACCUGGAAGUCCAGAAGAAGACAUCAUACAACUCGACCACGACGAUCCUCGAGCGAUCGACUUUCGCAAUUCUUUUCGAACUUGGUUUGGUUUUGUUCCUUGGUCGCAAGUCCGAUUGCAUGAGGUUCGACAGUGGCUUUACUGGGCACUCUUUAAUGCUGCGCUACCUCCUUUGGAGACGUUACCUGAAGAUCGUCGCGUUGCUUUAGAUGCAGCAGUCGAAAUGUUUCAGAAGCGUGUCGGCAGACCGGUGCCCGAAGGGCGUUCCCCUCACAUCAAGACUGUACGUCUGAGUGUCGACAAAUUCAAUGCGUACUGUCGCCCAUUUCUUGUAUAUGUAUUCGUCUUCACGCUAAACUGCAUGGCGAAAGCCCGGUUACGCAGUAAGUAUGGCCUCAAGUUCUCCUCCUAUGAGGGAUUGGAAUAUGGCAUUCACAUUCCAGAUACUUGGGACCCUACUUCUGGACCUAGGCCAAUUGUAUUCUUUCAUGGACUCGGGCUUGGGAUAUCGCAAUAUAAACUUGCAGUAUCCCGACUUCUCCAACAUUUCAGUGAUCGUCCCCUUCUCGUCGUAUUGCAACCUCACGUUAGCCAGGAUAUUUUUCACCCACAUUUUUUAAAGCCCAUGACUCGGAAACAAACGACAGAGCUCCUGGCUCGUUUUCUGGAUCACCUGGGUUGGGCUGACCUGACCGACUCGGGGAAUCCAUCGGAGAAACCGACAGAAAAGAAGGAGGCUAAAGAAAACAUUCGGGAAAAGAAAGGAGUAACAAUGCUGAGUCAUUCGAAUGGGACAUAUUGCCACGGUUGGAUGCUUAAGGACUAUCCGCAUAUGAUCACACGAUCAUGUUUUGUUGACCCGGUGGCAUUUUGUUGUUGGGAAGGAGACGUUUGCUACAAUUUCCUCUACCGGCCGUGCGCCACGGGUAUUGACUUGAUCAUGCGUUAUUUUGUAGGUAGGGAAAUUGGCAUCGCAAAUCUCCUGCAGCGGCAAUACGACUGGUCUUCAAACGCUCUUUGGUAUGAAGAAAUACCCAAUGCUCGCGAUUACAACAAAACCUUCUUUGUUUUGGGCGGAAAUGAUAUCAUUGUGAAAGCUCAGCGUGUUACUCAGUAUCUCACUUCGCACGGGAUAAAGAAGAACCUAUAUCUCGAUCCUAAAGGGCACCACGGACAGCCUUUUCUUCUUAAUGGUGAAAGUCACGACAAAAUCAUUAGUUGGCUUCGUCUGGCAUAA
This is a messenger RNA of Desarmillaria tabescens, 1736 nucleotides long. RefSeq lists its product as uncharacterized. The record is from RefSeq and is a predicted model, not a curated record. The coding region runs from base 129 to 1736 and encodes 535 amino acids. Lineage: Eukaryota; Fungi; Basidiomycota; Agaricomycetes; Agaricales; Physalacriaceae. The transcript is spliced from 8 exons.